CCCAAAAGAAAACCGAUCUCCGGCUUAAAGAAAGAUUGUUGAUGAUGAAAACAAAGAGGAUGGUUAGUUGAGCAGUGUCUUUCUAUAUAUAUAUAUGUCAGCAAACAUCAAUCUCCAUAUUCUUUCCCUCUCAACACAACAACAUAUUUAAUUACUCUGUGUGUGUGUGUGUGUGUUUCUUUUUAACAAAUCAGAUCCCCAACACACUAAUUAAACCAAUCAAAUCUUACAAUAACAACAACAGGCGUUCAAUCUAUCAAAUCUUUUUUCAUUGAUAAAAUCAAUUGAAUUGAAUUGGAAGAAAAAAGAAAAUGGAAAAAGGCCCUCCUCUAUUUUACAGGGAGGGCUUGCCAACCACAAUCCCUAAACAUGAUAAAAAACCUCAUCGUUGGAGAUCUUCAUCGCCUUCUUCUUCGUCUUCAACGGCUUCGAUUCUUUUGGCUUUUUGUUCUUGUCUCGCCUGGCUUUACAUUGCUGGCAGGUUGUGGCAAGAUGCUGAGAACAGAACUUUGUUGUCUAAUCUGCUUAUGAAGAAUUCUGCCCAGAGACCAAAGGUUCUAACUGUUGAAGACAAGCUAAUGGUCCUAGGAUGCAAGGAUUUAGAGCGAAGAAUUGUGGAAGCUGAGAUGGAAAUAACACUAGCCAAGAGUCAAGGAUAUCUCAAGAACCAACUGAAGCAGCCCGGGUCUUCCAAUAAAAAGCUUCUUGCUGUAAUUGGUAUUUACACUGGAUUCGGGAGUCGGUUAAAAAGAAAUUCUUUCAGAAAUUCUUGGACGCUUGGAGGUGGUUCUUUGAAGAAGCUUGAAGAAAGAGGAAUAGUCAUACGUUUCAUUAUUGGCCGGAGUCCAAAUCGCGGUGAUAGCUUGGACCGCAACAUUGAUGAGGAAAACCGCACAACACAUGAUUUUAUGAUUCUUGAUGGUCAUGAGGAGGCUGAUGAAGAAUCAUCUAAAAAGGCAAAGUUUUUCUUCAGCACAGCUGUUCAAAAUUGGGAUGCUGAGUUUUAUGUAAAAGUUGAUAAUGAUAUUCACCUUGAUCUUGAGGGGUUAAUUGAGCUUCUUGAAAGCCGCCGUGGUCAAAAUAGUCUUUAUAUUGGAUGUAUGAAAUCAGGAGAAGUAGUUUCUGAAGAGGGAAAGCAGUGGUAUGAACCUGAGUGGUGGAAGUUUGGAGAUGAGAAAUCGUACUUUCGGCAUGCAUCUGGCUCACUUUUUAUCAUAUCCAAAAACUUUGCACAGUACAUCAAUAUUAACAGUGCAUCUUUGAAGACUUAUGCUCAUGAGGAUACAUCAGUUGGUUCAUGGAUGAUGGGUAUACAAGCAACCUAUAUAGAUGACACCCGUGUGUGUUGUAGCAGCUCUCGACAAGAUAAAGUUUGCUCUUUGGGUUGAUCAGGCGAGUUAAUGAUCUAACCAUAUUGGGGGUUCAACAGAUGUUUACCCGUAUCUAUAAGUCUUUUUCGCCAUUUUGUCACAUAGUUAGAUGUAAAGAAAAUCUUAGCAAAUCGUUAUUUUAGAUAGAGGGGGUUGCCCACAUUUUUCCAGAAAAAAUGUGUUUUUUAUCUGGUAAACUUUAUAAAGUUCCUUGAUCUUUAUAGUGCACUCAAUGAUCAAGAUUGAAGAUGAUAGACACAAUGUAUACUGGAAUUGUUUAUUGAUCAUCUCUCCCAAAAGUUCAUUCA
This is a messenger RNA of Erigeron canadensis, 1678 nucleotides long. RefSeq names its product hydroxyproline O-galactosyltransferase HPGT3-like. The transcript is spliced from 12 exons. The record is from RefSeq and is a predicted model, not a curated record. NCBI's taxonomy places the organism in Eukaryota, Viridiplantae, Streptophyta, Magnoliopsida, Asterales, Asteraceae. Gene Ontology annotation, cellular component: Golgi membrane. Gene Ontology annotation, molecular function: hexosyltransferase activity. The coding region runs from base 312 to 1388 and encodes 358 amino acids.